Molecule: messenger RNA, 2152 nt
Organism: Schistosoma rodhaini
Lineage: Eukaryota; Metazoa; Platyhelminthes; Trematoda; Strigeidida; Schistosomatidae
Source: the annotation of a GenBank genome assembly
UUUAUUGCGCUCAAAAUGGGUUUACGCUACAUCAAGGCUACUUUCAAGCUGUAAAUUUGUAACUUGUUUGAAAUCAUACACUGUCAUCUAGUUUCGACUAUCAGACUGUUUGAAUCUAACUCUCGUGUUAUUCAGGAUUGUUUUCAAUCAGUUACGUUAGAUGUAGUCUCAUUCCAUGUGGUCACUGAGUCGAUGACUCACUUUCUCCUAUUAUUUUCUGUUGUAGAUAGUCUAACAUACUGCUCCUCAAACUCUCCAAGUACACAAGGUAUCUUCCAGCUAUACUCACACGUACUAAAAGCUGAACGUGACAACAUAAAUCAAGGCUAGGUUUCAUCGAGGUUACAUCUACUGCUUGUCCCAGUCCAGAAGAAGCUUUCUCUAAACAUACCGUCUAUAUGAAGUCAGAUGAAAGAUGUCUUAUUUUUAAACAUUUCCCACCUGAAAUAGCUGAAGAUGAGUGUGUUACGUUCUUAAAAUCCUUGGGGGCAACCACGGCUCAAUAUUUCGGAUGUUCCGGUUCUCUCAAAUAUUGCGCCUACGCGGAGUUCGCAUCCGAACAGCAUGCUUGGAAUAUCAUUAAAAAUCUUCAUCAAAAGAAAAUAUUGGAUCGGCGUCUUUCUGUUGAAUUUUUCCAGUCUGUAGAAGGGUAAAAACGACAUUCUCUAAAUCUUCUUUAGAUUAUCUUCAGUUAAUAUCCAAAAGACUGAUCCAGACAAAUCCAAAGAAGAAUGUCUUCCCGUAACCACAAAUGCUUUUUCUGCUAUGUGGGACACAUCUUUCGAAGUUUCUUCACGAAUGUACUAUGAAUAUCCUGUUGUAUCCAUUGACGUACUGACAAACAUUGUGCGAUCGUUGGCUUCUUGUCCAGCAUUUUAUAAUCAGGUACUCCACAUAAUGAACAAACUUCAUCUACCACCACCAUUUGAAGAUCCCGAACAAUUUCCUGGGGAUUAUCUAGUCAUUUCUGCUUCAGAUUAUGCGAAAAUGCAAACACUAAUAGAUAAUAUCCAGCGCUUGUCAAAAGAGGAAAAUAAUGAUUCAGGUUCAGUUUCAGAAGAAAUGGAUUUAUCUAGUGGACCGGAGUCUGAACUCGCUUCUGACGAUGAAAAACAAGCAACUUCUUGUGCGCAAAAAAGUAUCUCAGUGAGAAGGCGUUUCAAAGUCCGCAAAAAAACCCCUACUGUAUUAUCUAGUCGUCUUCCUAGGACUUCCAAACGUAAAAACGUUGAUGUUGCCGAUUUAUUCGAACCACAUCAAGCUGCCAAAAAGCUUAACUUGCCAAAGAUUCUUAACGUCAAUUCUCAACGUGAUCAUAGUAAUUCACGUGAUGAAUCUGAAGGUGGGUUCGGACUUAUCCAUACAGAGACUAAAAUAAAGAGACGGCAUUUUCUUGACGAAACAACCCAGAAUUUUCAAGAAAACCAUGCGUCAAUCUUUUCUAAUUUCCAGCUCCGUAAAGAACAAUUUUCUGAUGAAGAACAUGAAAACUUGGAAGAUUUGAUUCCCUUACCAUCACAACCACCGUUGAGUGGUGAAAAUAUGACAGAUGUUACUGAUAAUAACCCGUCUAAUUUCGUAACAGUACUGUCCCUUGAUGAAAUCAUAUCCAAUCGCCUGAAAGAUGAGGACCGCAGAAAUUACCCAGUGUUUGCUAAAUAUGAUACUGGAACUACCACCUCCCGUCUAUAUGUCAAAAAUUUAUCUCAAACGGUUACAGAAACCGAUUUGUUUGCAAUAUUCGGGGUAUUUUCAAAUGGACCUGUGACUGACAGUAGUUGCAAACCAAGGGUUUCGUUGGACUCAACAGAGCGUUUUUCAAUAAGACUUUUGACUGAAGGUCGAAUGAAAGGUCAGGCAUUCAUCGGCCUUGCAUGUGAAUCAACCGCCAAACAAGCGUUGGAAGCUACAAAUGGUUAUAUGCUAUAUGAUCGUCCGAUGGUUGUUCAAUUUGCUAGAGGAGCUAAAGCAAAACCAGAUGAAAAAAGUUUAUUAUUAUCGAAUUAAUGCUUUUGAUAAUUAAUAUCUUCAGGAGGAUUCACAUCCAAGGUUUGGAGCUCGCACAUGAUCAUUUCGUUAGAAACCAAAUAAUUGUAUAUGUUCUAUGUACAAAUUGUAAAUAUAAAGACCAAUAGCAUAUUUCAUUGCAACA